This is a messenger RNA of Arabis nemorensis, 363 nucleotides long. Lineage: Eukaryota; Viridiplantae; Streptophyta; Magnoliopsida; Brassicales; Brassicaceae. The record is from the annotation of a GenBank genome assembly.
AUGGUUGUUGUUUGCUCCAAAUCUUGCUACUCUACGAGUGUGCAGGCGACGAAUGUAGAAGAAAUCAUAAGGAAAGAGAGAGCUAUCUCUUGCUGUUCUGCUCGCUUCGACAUGAUUCCUUUCGAGAAACUGGAGCUGCUUGUUUUAGAAGGCUUGGAAGAACUGAAAACCAUCUAUUGGGAGGCUCUGCCAUUUCCAGAAUUGAAAGAAAUCAAGAUAAGAAGCUGUCCACAUUUGAGAAGACUUCUGAUUAAUUCUGCGAGCGCGCAAGGACAUACUCUUGUCAUCAGCGCAGAGAAGGAAUGGAUUCAAGAACUCGAAUGGGAAGACGAAGAAGCAAAGCAACGGCUAUUUUCAAACUAA